Molecule: messenger RNA, 1521 nt
Organism: Exophiala dermatitidis NIH/UT8656
Lineage: Eukaryota; Fungi; Ascomycota; Eurotiomycetes; Chaetothyriales; Herpotrichiellaceae
Exons: 3
Coding region: 1-1521 (506 amino acids)
Source: RefSeq, a predicted model, not a curated record
AUGUCGACCGACGACGCCUUGUCAUGGUGUGGCGUGCCGCCUCCCCUCGUACAUCUCUUCACGAAUUCCAUCAUCCUCGACUGUCUUAUCUCCUACUUGACUCUGCCCUCUAUAUUCUCCCUAGCCAGGACAUGUCGGUCUUUGCGUGACUUGCUUUUCCAGAACCCCCGUGUCUUUCGGUACAUAGAUCUUUCCAGGUGUCGAGGCGCCUACGUGCCGCCGAACCUGUUGACCAGAAUCGACUCUGGCGGGCAUUCAUGGCGAGCGGAACGCAUGGACGAAAACCUGACCGAAGACGAAUUCUACGCGGGGCCACUUCGUGGGGUUCUAGGAAAGUUGGGUCGCAUGGGCGUCUUGAAAAGCGUUCAGACAUUGGUCCUUGAUGAACUCGCAUCUGUCACGCAUGAUCUCAUCAACGACAUUGUGCUGGCUCCCGAAUAUAAUGUGCGACUGUUGAGUAUCCGGCGGUGCCUCAAUGUCAACCAUUCCAAAGUGCAGCAAUUGCUGCGCCACAUAUGUCGGCCGAGCAGACCAGAAGGCACUCCUCGGUUGCAAGGGUUAUAUGUCUUUACUCAUCCAGCGUCAUCAUCCAUCUUGGACCAUCAAACCCCCUCAGACUAUAGUUAUCUUGUCGCAGGGCAAGGUGCAAGUGGACCGCUUGAACCCAUUGCGGCUUCUAUAGCAAAGCUUCGGCCUGGCGGAGGAGGCGAUGCUUGGUAUUCGCCAUCUGGGCAGGUGAUUUCUCUGGGCCACGCUCACCGGACAUCAUGGGAAGAAACACUUUUGGCGUGCAAAGGCGUCAUCAGCUUCGAUGCCGUCCCCUGCACCCACAUGCAUGCCGACAUGGCGCCCGUGCUUCACGUGGCCUCGCGGGACUACCUGACGGAAAAUAAGGCCGGCAUACCUCCGCUCGCCACGAUCGCUCUUGGUCCCAAAGGUUGUGCAGGUUGUGGACGGGCUCCUCGAGGGGCACCCGUUUGGGGCGAGAGCGAUCCGUCCGAGUUUCCACUGCUGUGGCCCCCUCCAGUGACGGGCAGACUGGUCGAUGCUGUACGUCCCCCGCUUCGGAGAAACGAGAACAAUGAGAUUCUUCCUCAACGUCUUAUCGUCUCUUGCACCUGGUGCCUUACGAAUCGACAUUGUGAAAGCUGCCAUCGGUGGUGGUGUGCCGACUGCUACAAUCCGACCAUCUCGAAGAAACUUAAUGAUCUGGAGAGGUUAAGCCAGGCCGGGUUGUCAUACUUGCCUUCGAUGGAAGAGCUGGACAACACUGCCAUGUCCGGCGGUCGUGGUGACCAUAUAAAGCAACAACAACAACUCAGAAUCCUCCCAGGCCAAGCGGCCGUGACGCGCGAUUGCUUCGAAUGCGGCCGAGUCUGCGGCCUAUGCGCCCCCUUAUCGACACGAAUAUGCAAGAGAUGCAAGAGCAGUUAUUGUCUGUUACAUAACACAGGAUGCGACGAGGAAGUGUGCGACUGGUGUAUGUUCCGCGGUGGCCGGAGAACGCGCGAACUCUAUUGA